CACUCAUCAGUUUCACCACAAGUCUACAACACUUCCAUUCUCUCAUCAUAUGAUUCUUUAGUCUAUCAUCUAUUCUUAUCUAUCCUCACAAUAAAAUUCAGAUAAUAUAACUAUUACUAUAGAACCAAACUCUAACUUACACAUAUUAUAUUUAUUUCUCAUCAUACUCUUGUAUCAAAUUUCAGAUUAAUAAUUCUCUUAAAAUUUAAUAUCUUUCUAAUAAUUUACGAAAUUAGAGAUUUUAUUUGUAAAGUUACUAUUUUGGGAUACACAUACUCAAAAUGGAAGGUAAAAAGGAUAUGUUAACUUGGGAGCAGAAUACACUUUUAAGCGAGCUCACUAUUGGACUGGAGGCGGCCAGAAAGCUCCACGCCCAACUUGGAGGAUCAUCAUCAUCAUCGUCGUCACUGACGUCAUUUUCUUCUCCGGCGACUGAGACGAGCAAAAUUCUCCUGAAGCAGAUACUUUCUUCCUACGAGAAAUCUCUUGCCAUUGUAAACUGGUCUUCCUCACCGCCCGUACAACUUAUUCUGAAGGAGGAUGCUGUAGCUCCGGUGACACACUCCGGCGUAAUUCCUGAAUCUCCCGCGUCGAUAAACGGAAGUCCGAGAAGCGAAGAGUUUAUUGAUGGAGGAGGUUCCAAAGAUACUCAUCGCCAAGAUCACUUUUUCAACUCAAAGAAAAGGAAGAUGUUACCAAAGUGGACAGAAAAAGUGAGAAUAAACCCAGAAAGAGGCUUAGAAGGACCUCAUCAAGAUGAUGUCUAUAGCUGGAGAAAAUAUGGCCAGAAAGACAUUUUGGGCGCCAAGUUCCCCAGGAGUUAUUACAGAUGCACACACCGUAGCACACAGAACUGUUGGGCAACUAAGCAAGUCCAGAGAUCAAACAGUGAUCCAACUGUUUUCGAAGUGACGUACAGAGGAGCGCACACUUGCCGGCAGGGAUCCGCAGCUCCUCCUCCACCAGCUUCGCCGGAGAAGCAAGACACCAGAACCAAACAACCCAUUGCUCAAACCCCUAACGAGCUUCUCGAGAGUCUCAAAACCAGCUUAACCGUUCGAACCGAGGGUCUUGACGACGGUGAAGAUGUUUUCUCCUUCCCUAAUACGCCGCCGUUUUACGAUUACGGGACUACCAACGACUAUUUCGGCGGACUCAUGGAGAGUUCACCUAUCUUCGACGCUGUUGAUUGGUUCAAUCCAACGGUCGACAUUAACCCGGAAUUUCCCACGUUUUUACCAGACUCGAUUUAUUAUUAAAAAAAAACAUAAUGUAAAAGAGAAUAACACUUGUCAGCCAGGGAACAUCACUUACUAGAUAACUUGUAUUGCAUUUUAUUUCACGUAGUAGAUGUAACUUGUAAUUUUUUUUCAUGGUUAAAAGAAUAACUUUGCAGUUGAAUUAAUUUUGUAACAAGACAAAUAAUACGAUUCAAUAAUAUUUUUAUUCUCCAAUUCUAUA
Molecule: messenger RNA, 1461 nt
Organism: Raphanus sativus (radish)
Lineage: Eukaryota; Viridiplantae; Streptophyta; Magnoliopsida; Brassicales; Brassicaceae
Product: probable WRKY transcription factor 53
Exons: 3
Coding region: 282-1259 (325 amino acids)
Biological process (GO): regulation of DNA-templated transcription
Cellular component (GO): nucleus
Molecular function (GO): DNA-binding transcription factor activity; transcription cis-regulatory region binding
Source: RefSeq, a predicted model, not a curated record